CUCUGGCAUAAUAUUCUGCAAUGGCUGGCUUACGGGUUCCGGACUUUUGGACUCCCGGCUGCAGGAGACCCUGGAAGGAGCUGCUGGCGGGAAGGGUCAAGCGGCAAAAACAUAAUCCUGAACGUGAACAGAAGUUAAAGGAAUCAGCUGUGCAGCUCCUGAGACGCCACCAGAACUUGGAAGACCUUCUGCUUGAGGUAGAAGAUCCACCUUGUAAGAAACUGUGUCUCACUUGGUUGAUUGAUUGUGACAGUGCUGAGGCCUGCAGUGAUCUUUCCAGUUCCUUUAUAGGCUCUGCCUUGCGGGAUCAAGCCUUAAGGCUGGGGAUUCCUGUGGCCAUCCUGGCAGCCAAGAUAGUGGCCUGCAGCGUGAAGCAGGUGUGUUCGAAGCCCGGCCACCCUGUUCUGCUCAGCUUGGAGCAGAGGAAAAAACUGUCUUCCCUGUUAGAUGUUGCUCAGUAUUUAUUGGCACAUAGUAUGUUCUCCCGCCUCUCCUUCUGUCAAGAAUUAUGGAGUGUGCAGAGCUCUUUGCUGCUGGAAGCUGUGUGGCGUCUGCAUGUGCACAGCAUUGUCAGCCUGUGGGAGCUGCUGGAGAGCCAUCCUGAUGUGCAGGCUGUGACGGCGUGGCUUUUUGGGAACCUGCACCUGCUGUGUGAGCAGUUGGAAACAUCCUGUCCGUCUGACGACACCACCAGGGCUAUGCUUUCUGAUUUUGUGCAGCUGUUGGUUUUGAGGGCAUUUCAGGACAACUCGGAUCUGGGAAGAACCAUGGAGCCUGAAAAGAUGCCUCAGGUUGCCCUGAGUGUGCUGCAAAGAAUGCUGAGCUCUGUGCUGGACUCCUUGGCUGCUGGUCUUCAGGAGGAGUCUCCAGCUCACAAGGCGGUGAGGUCCUGGUUGGAUAUGUUCAGUGCACACGUGUGUUUUGUGAUUGCACCAGAUCCUCUGAAAAAGUUCUUCCGUCACACACUGGUCCAGACUCUCACGCACAGCCCUGUGCUGAAAGUGUCAGAUGCCAUCCAGAUGCAGAGAGAGUGGAGCUUUGCGAGAACACACCCACUGCUCACCUCUCUCUAUCGCCAGCUCUUCAUGAUGCUGAGCCCUGAGGAGGCUGUUAGCUGUCUGCAGGAAGUUCUGGAGGAGCAGGAGGUCAACUGGCAGCGUGUGCUGUCCUGCGUGUCUGUGCUGGUCAUCUGCUUCCCUGAGGCACAGCAGCUGGUGAGAGAUUGGGUGGCCCGACUGAUGGCUGGUGCCUUUGAGAGCUUCCACCUAGACAGCAUGGUCACUGCAUUCCUGAUUGUGCGCCAAGCUGCACUGGAGGGCCCUGCCGUGUUUCCAUCCUAUGCAGAGUGGUUCAAGGCCUCCUUUGGGAGCUCGAGUGGUUACCACAGCUGCAGCAAGAAGGCCUUGGUCUUCCUCUUCAAGUUCCUGUCCGACCUCGUGCCCUGGGAGGCCCCCCGGUACCUGCAGGUACACAUUCUCCACCCGCCAUUGGUCCCGAGCAAGUAUCGCUGCCUCCUUGGUGACUAUGUCUCGCUGGCUAGGACACGGCUGACUGACCUCAAGGUUUCCUUGGAGAACAUGGGACUGUAUGAGGAUGCAACCUUGAGUGGAGACAUUGUAGAGCCCCGCAGCCAGGCGGCCCAGGAUGUAGAGAAGGCCAUCUCGAUGUUUGAACACACAAGGAAAGUCCCAGUCCCCGUCCUGGAGGCCAGCAUAUUCAGGAGGCCCUACUAUGUGUCCCACUUCCUCCCUGCUCUGCUCACGCCACGUGUGCUUCCCGAGGUUCCUGAUGCACGGGCGCUGUUCGUCGAGUCUCUGAGGAGGGCAGACAAAAUCCCCCCGUCUAUGUACGCUGCCUACUGCCAAGCCUGUGCCACUGCUGAGGAGGAAAAGCCGGAAAGUGCAGAGCCAGGAAUGAGGACAGAGCCCAGCUGUGUGGAAGAGGCCCUGGGGCCACUUAGGACUGCACUAGAACAGCUCAGAGCCUUGAUGACCGACCCUACACAGUACGCCGCUCUGUCUGCUCAGAUGGCUGUGGUUGCUGAAAAGCUUGAUGUUGUCUUGGGUCGCAGGAGGGAUGAAGUCUGUUCUGAGGAAAUGAAGAUUCAGCUCAGCUCCCUUGCCCCAGAUGUCCCUCGGCAAUACCAGGUGGUUGUGGAUCUGUUGCUGACGGCUUUCUGUCAGGACCUGAUAGUAGCCUGCAGCUUUGUUCCCCCAGAGAGGCAGGGCCCCUGGGCCACACUCUUUGUGAGGACCUUAUGUGCUCGUACGCUGUUGCCUGCUGUUCUUGCCCGGCUCUGCCAACUGCUGCGUCAUCAGGGUCCACGCCUGAGUGCCCCACAUGUCCUGGGCUUGGCUGCCCUGACUGUCCACCUGGGGGAGACCAGGGCCACACUCCCAGAGGUGAACACAGGCUCUGCUGCAGCCACCCACAGCCUUCCUGUCCCUGAGUUCCUCCAUCGCCUCCUGUCCUGCCACGCCGGGGAGUCUGCCCUCUUCUGCCUAAAGUUCUGCACGGCAGCGAUCAGCUACUCUUGGUGUAAGUUCUCCCCUCAACCCCAGGGAGCCCUGCGCAGCUGUUUAUCUCCAGGCCUUAUCAAAAAGUUUCAGUUUGCUGUAUUCAGAUCAGUUUCAGAGGCCCGAGAGCCUCGCCCUACGGAGAACGAGGCUGGCCCUCCCUGGAGACCCUCGUGCCUUCUUUCUGCAGACUGGCAGAGCGCUGCACUUGCUCUGUGGCGACAGAGCAGCUUCCAGGAGCUGCUGGAAGAGCCAGAGUUUCAGUUGACUUACAGAGACUGGCUUCAGCUAGAACUAGAAAUUGCUCCUGGAGCUGAUCCUCUGUCAGACACAGAAAGGCAGGACUUCCACCAGUGGGCGAUCCAUGAGCACUUCCUCCCUGCGCCCUUGGCUUCAGGGGGCUGCGGUGGGGACCUGGAGGUGGCGUGCACAGUUCUCAUCGAUGUGCUGAUGGACUUCUACCAAAGCCCGAGGAGCUGUGACCCCACAGAGAGCCCCAACUGGCCCCACGGUGGCCACAAAGGCAACGUGGAUCUCUUCUGCAGGCUGCAGGAGAUGGCUGCUGACCUCGAACUCAGCUAUCCUGUCUCUCAGGAACACUUUGUCUUCAGGGUGUUCCGCAGACGGCUCAAGGACCUGGCAAGUGGGAGACUUGUGGCCACCAGCCUCUGGAGACAGCAGGAGGUCUUCAUGUGCAAACGGGUGCUUCUCCACCUGCCUCCUUCUGUUCUCCUCGGCAACAUGCAGGCUGAGGAGCCUGCCGCACCCAGCUGUGAGGAGUUCUUCCACCUGGUCAACUCAGAGCUGAGAAACUUCUGCAACCAUGGUGGCACCCUGAGCCUGACCCACGACAUCACCAUCCACUUCUUUAGGGGGCUCCUGAAUGCCUGCUCGCACAGCCUGGAUGCCUCCCUGACUGCCAAUCUCACCCUGGCCCAGUGCCAGGCCAGAUGCCCUCUGAUCGUGACCUCAGCAUUGUCGUGGUGGUCAAGCCUGGAAUCAGUGCUGUGUGGUCAUUGGCAAAAGUUCAGCCAGGUCGGGCUCCCGCAUGAACUGCAGAGGCUGCAGGAGGCUCAGCAGUUUGCCCACAGCUUCCUCUCCCUGGACAUGACUUCUCCUGCCCCGACUCCAGCCUGGGUCUCUGCUGCUGCGCUGCACUUUGCAGUCCAACGAGUCAGGAGGGAUGACGUGAGGAGACUGCUGAAUAAGCUGGACUUCGAGAGAGAGGAGCUCUUGGCUCCCUUCUUCUUCUUCUCCUUGCUCAGUCUGCUGUCAUCACACCUGAUCCCAAGUGCCACAGCUGACUCUCUAAAGGCUAUGGAGGUCUGCGCGGAGGUCCUUGCAUGUCUGCAGAGGAGGAAGCUACCCUGGCUGAGGCUUUUCCAGCUAACUGAAGCAGAUGCUGGGCUGGGUCAUCUCCUCCGCUUGGCCCCGGAUCAACAUACCAGACUGCUGCCCUUUGCCUUCUACAGGCUCCUCCCCCACUUUGAUAAGGCUGCUACUGUCAGGGAAGAAGGCUUCCUGCAUGUUGCUGUCGACAUGUACCUCCAGCUGGUCCAGCUCUUCAUGGAAGGGGAGAAUACCACAGUGUCAGCACUGACUGGCAGAAGCCCACAGCUGCAAGGCCAGCCUUGGCCACAGGGUAGCCCUGUAGAAUUGAUAACAGAAGCACGCCUCUUUCUGCUCCAGUUAAUACGUCGGUGCCCACAAAAGUGUUUCUCAGGCAUAGUGGAGCUGCUGGCUGGCCGUGCAGACUGCGACCCCGAGCUGACCAGUGCCCUCCUGCAUAGGCACCAGGCUGUGACUGAUGUGGACCUGUACCAAGAACCACAUCUCUUCUGACUGGAUCCCUCUCAGUACACCAGCCUGCCUCCUUCGUAAAUAAUUUAUUACAAGCAUCACAGGAGUUCCUAUUGCACUAGAAAGUG
Chinchilla lanigera (long-tailed chinchilla) is the source of this 4444-nucleotide messenger RNA. RefSeq names its product Fanconi anemia, complementation group A (gene Fanca). Bases 21 to 4358 code for a protein of 1445 amino acids. The record is from RefSeq and is a predicted model, not a curated record. Lineage: Eukaryota; Metazoa; Chordata; Mammalia; Rodentia; Chinchillidae. The transcript is spliced from 43 exons. Gene Ontology annotation, cellular component: Fanconi anaemia nuclear complex. Gene Ontology annotation, biological process: regulation of regulatory T cell differentiation; interstrand cross-link repair.